GUGCUACUAGCCGCAUCACACUACCUGGACACCUAUAGCCUACAGGACUUCUUUGUUCAAAUUCAACCUCUGAGACAUCGAUAUCACCUCCACCCUUCAUUAAAUCGUAUCGAUUCCACCCAUUCAGAUCCGUUCCCGAACGGGAACACGAUGGCGACCCUAAAGAAGAAGCCGUCGCGCCUCUCCACCUUCUUCUCCUCCUCCUCCUUCUCCUCGUCAACCGACCUCUCCCUGCCCCCCCAGGAGCAACCCCCACCGCAACCUCAGGCUCAAUUACAUCCAGAUGUGCCGCGAGGAAGAUUCCGACAGGACUCGCUACCUCCGCCGCCGAGCGUGAAUCUCCACCCGACCUUUGUGCCCGAUCAAUUUGCUGCCCACCACCGCGUGGCCAGCGGGCCGGCAUACUACACCCCACCGGCGCCGGAAAAUGCCCCUCCUCCACCGCCAGCACACGGCGACCUUCCGCCGCCCUAUCAGCCCGGACAACAACCUUCCCCACAACCAGAUAAUCCUCAUAAGUCCCCCUCUAUCUUGCGGAAGCCGGUAGCAACCAGUAGCGAGCAGGUCCGCUCAAGGUCUCCGCUCCGCAAAUCCGCCUCGCACGCUAACCUCGCGGUACCGGGAUUGCAACCGAUCGCGCUAAGAGAUGGGGCGAAGAGCCAGCCUGGAAGUCGACCCAGCACUCCGGACGAGAAGGCGAGAGAGAAGAAGUUGACGCGGAAGAGCUGGUUUGGAGGGGGAGGCGGCCAGGAGAGUUCGAGGUCGAAAGCGCAGCAAGCGUGGGUGGUGACAGGGCGGGAGACGGGCGGUCGAGGGGAGGGGUCGGAGGGUCAACCGAAGCCGGUGGAGGAGUAUCCACUUGGGAGACUAUUCGGAGGGAAUAUGGUGAGUUUGAAGAGCGCGAAGCAGAUAAGUUGGGCAAUUGGAGAACAGACAUGACUGAAACGGACUGAUAGAUUCCGGAGCUAUGGGAUGAGAAUGGGAAUGCAUUCAUCCACCUAUUUCCAAAGGCAUCCAACAAAGGGC
Messenger RNA from Eremomyces bilateralis CBS 781.70, 1026 nucleotides. RefSeq lists its product as uncharacterized. The transcript has a single exon. Lineage: Eukaryota; Fungi; Ascomycota; Dothideomycetes; Eremomycetales; Eremomycetaceae. The record is from RefSeq and is a predicted model, not a curated record. The coding region runs from base 151 to 939 and encodes 262 amino acids.